UUGGUUUGGUAUUUUUUCGAUAGCUUCAACGUCACGCCGUCCAGUUGCUGUUGUUGUUUUUAAUAAUUUCGCCUGGAUUUCCAUUUGUAUAAAUAAAAAAUGGUUUUUGUUAAGAACUGGGAUGAUUUCGAGAUUGCCGUCGAGAACAUGUACUUGGCCAAUCCACAGAACUGUCGACUUACCAUGAAAUACGCGCACUCCAAGGGUCACAUUCUGCUAAAAAUGACGGACAACGUUAAGUGUGUGCAGUACAAAGCGGAGAACAUGCCGGAUCUGAGGAAAAUCGAGAAGAUCACCAGCAACUUGGUGGGACACAUGGCGUCCAAGGAAUAGAACGCAGAAAAACAGAAACUUUUUGGCCACGGCGACACUUCUGCCCAGGAACAACAACAAAGAUCAUAGCACAUGCAUGAGCAUGUGAAUCGGCCCCAAGUGUUGUUGUUGCUUCGCGCGGAGCAGGUGUGUGCGCGUGUGUGUGCCAUCAACACCCGCAUUGAAUUUAGUUUUUAAGCGCCAAAGAAGCCGCCGAGUUUUUGACAUUCGAAUGUGGCGAUCAGAGUAGCUGCUGCAUUUAGCCUGCUUUUAAACGACAUUUCAUAAAUGUCUGCUCUGUACACGUUGCGAAUGAACUGCGGAUGGAAUCAUCAUCAUCAUUAUACUCUACUGGUGGUCCAAAUCCCCAUCUGCAGUUAGCGGCGGCGGUGCAAAAUGUUUUUCUUAAAGUUAACCAUACGGUUUUGUAUUUAUUGUAAGAGUCAAUCGAUCGUUCAACACAUUUCCAUGAAACGAUCAGCAUGAAAUAAAUCAAGGGAGAACUGAAAUAUGCAACGAGA
This is a messenger RNA of Drosophila simulans, 833 nucleotides long. It is a transcript of the gene Srp9, whose product is annotated as signal recognition particle 9 kDa protein. NCBI's taxonomy places the organism in Eukaryota, Metazoa, Arthropoda, Insecta, Diptera, Drosophilidae. Gene Ontology annotation, biological process: negative regulation of translational elongation; SRP-dependent cotranslational protein targeting to membrane. Gene Ontology annotation, cellular component: signal recognition particle, endoplasmic reticulum targeting. The transcript is spliced from 2 exons. The record is from RefSeq and is a predicted model, not a curated record. Gene Ontology annotation, molecular function: 7S RNA binding. The coding region runs from base 100 to 333 and encodes 77 amino acids.